Magnolia sinica is the source of this 537-nucleotide messenger RNA. RefSeq names its product large ribosomal subunit protein eL36y-like. NCBI's taxonomy places the organism in Eukaryota, Viridiplantae, Streptophyta, Magnoliopsida, Magnoliales, Magnoliaceae. Gene Ontology annotation, biological process: cytoplasmic translation. The coding region runs from base 28 to 360 and encodes 110 amino acids. The record is from RefSeq and is a predicted model, not a curated record. Gene Ontology annotation, cellular component: cytosolic large ribosomal subunit; ribosome. Gene Ontology annotation, molecular function: structural constituent of ribosome. The transcript has a single exon.
UCUUCGGUUCUUCUUUUUCGGAAGGUAAUGGCUCCAUCACAGCCAAAUAGUGGCCUCUUUGUGGGGCUAAACAAAGGCCAUGUUGUAACUAAAAGAGAAUUGGCUCCCCGCCCAUCUGCUAGAAAGGGGAAAACAAGUAAAAGGGUCCAUUUUGUCAGGAGUAUAAUCAGGGAAGUUGCGGGAUUUGCACCUUACGAAAAGAGGAUCACCGAACUUCUUAAAGUUGGGAAAGACAAGCGGGCAUUGAAAGUUGCAAAGAGAAAGCUGGGCACACACAAGAGGGCACAAAAGAAGCGUGAGGAGAUGUCUAAUGUUCUACGCAGGAUGAGGUCCGCUGGAGGUGGAGAGAAGAAGAAGUGAUAAAAGUGGAGUUGGAGAGAAGUGAGAAGUUGUAGUGUUUUUAAUUUUCUCUCAAGUAGUAGGAACAUCCCUCCCCUUGCUGUCGAACAGGUUAUUAAUUAGCUCAUGCAAUGUUUGGAUUCUGAAAUUUUUGUUUCAUCUGUUUCCGUUUAUAAUUACAAACCAUGCCUCCGCACA